GAUCAGGAGUUGUUUCGUAUACCGAUGAAGUUCAUACUAUUGUUGAUUUGUUUGGUGGCCGUCACCGUCAACCAUCAGGCAGAAAGUGGCUGGAUCAGAUGGCGUAGAGUCUGGGAAAGAAUAAGAAGAAUUCCGCACAGGCUCGGAAGAGAUGCCUCUGAGUUUGACAAAAAUCUGGACGGUCUUAUCGACGAGUCUGAACUAGAAGACUUAUUCACCACGAGAGAAGCUCGAGACAUCUUGGAGAUGGCAGACAAAGACGGAAACGACAAAAUCGUUUUGGACGAGUUCCAACAGAUACUGAAUGAGAUAAACAAACUGGAAUAGUUGGAAAACAAGACCAGGUUUUUCCAACGGAAUGUUAAGAAGAAACAUUUAGUGAUAUACCAUCUGUCUAGACAGAAAUAAAAUUUGC
Messenger RNA from Gigantopelta aegis, 415 nucleotides. RefSeq lists its product as uncharacterized. The transcript has 5 exons. Gene Ontology annotation, molecular function: calcium ion binding. The record is from RefSeq and is a predicted model, not a curated record. Lineage: Eukaryota; Metazoa; Mollusca; Gastropoda; Neomphalida; Peltospiridae. The coding region runs from base 25 to 327 and encodes 100 amino acids.